CCAGCGCCCUUCUUCAUGAUCGGGGAGGGCUGCUACUACUACAGUGAGACCUUCAUGACGUGGCAAGAGGCACGAACGACUUGCAAAAAUCUCCUGCCGGAGGAAGACGCCGACCUGGUCGUCAUGGACACCUACUACGACGACUUCCUGAAAAUAAAAUCCUACGUCAUCUCCAACGGUCUGGCACCUUUUUGGGUGGGCGCCUCUAAACUAAACUUCCAGGACUACUGGUCGUGGGUGGAUGGACGCCCCGUAGACCUCACGGGUCAUUACUGGAAAGCCGGAUACCCAACAACUGGCGAUGAUGAGAACUGCGUCUUCAUGGUUUCUGUUGAUGAAUUCGUCUUGAGGGUGCGAUUAUAUAACGACGUCUGUCAUGAUAUGUGGCCCUUCCUGUGCCAGCUGGGCGUCCAAGCAUUGGAAUAGACUUGGAUAUUGUGUCUGCUGAGUCAUUAAACUCUAUAUAUUUCAGUACAAAAUCUGAACUGUUAGAUAUAUAAAAAAAAAGUCUAGGAUUUGUACCCAAGGACUAUUAACUUGAUAACUUAUGUUAUAUUCUAUCAAGAGAGCAGUUUUAAAAAUCAUAUAUACAACAAAAAACGUCACAAAUAAAAAGAUAAAGUUUAUAAUAAAUGCGUAAAGUGUUACCAGUAUUUCAGUUAAUAAUUGUUGAGGUUAUUAAUAAACAUUAACUACAA
Messenger RNA from Procambarus clarkii (red swamp crayfish), 698 nucleotides. NCBI's taxonomy places the organism in Eukaryota, Metazoa, Arthropoda, Malacostraca, Decapoda, Cambaridae. The record is from RefSeq and is a predicted model, not a curated record.